This is a messenger RNA of Suillus discolor, 952 nucleotides long. Its product is annotated as ribonuclease H-like domain-containing protein. Bases 42 to 734 code for a protein of 230 amino acids. Gene Ontology annotation, cellular component: mitochondrion. The transcript is spliced from 10 exons. The record is from RefSeq and is a predicted model, not a curated record. Gene Ontology annotation, molecular function: nucleic acid binding; 3'-5'-RNA exonuclease activity. NCBI's taxonomy places the organism in Eukaryota, Fungi, Basidiomycota, Agaricomycetes, Boletales, Suillaceae.
UGGGUAGGACUUGUUCGUGAUUUUUACUCACAGGCUGUUGUAUGCUUCGACAAACAGCACUAACGCAUCGAUUAUCUCUACUUCGGCGGCUCUGUCUCUCACAAAGUUCUUUUCAAAACCUCCAAUUCCGCUCGCUUAAAAUGUCACCCCAAACGCCACUUGAUUUCAGCUCAGGUCCCAUGGUUUGGAUUGACUGCGAAAUGACCGGACUCGAUCCUAGAAAGGGUAAGAUCUUGGAAAUUGCAGUACUGAUCACGAAUGGUAACCUGGAGCUUGUCGAUGAACGAGGCAUCCAGUUCGUUAUCAGGACUGACGAGGCACUUUUGAAUUCUAUGGACGAGUGGUGCAGAGUUCAACAUGGAAAGUCUGGUCUAACGCAAGCCUGCAUGACAUCGCCUCACACAAGAGAACAUGUUUCAAAAGCUGUUUUGGAGUACAUCAAGAAAUGGGUGCCGCAAAGACGGACUGCAGUUUUAGCUGGAAACUCGGUCCAUGCAGACCGGUCAUUCUUGGUGGAGGAAAUGCCUGAAGUUAUCGACUGGCUUCAUUACCGGAUUGUUGAUGUGUCAUCAAUAAAAGAAUUAUGUCGUAGAUGGUACCCGGACAAUCAAGUUCCGAAGGACCCAUUAGCCGGAAAACAUAGAGCUUCUGAUGACAUCAUGGAUUCGAUUCAAGAAUUAUCAUGGUACCGCCAAAAUAUCUUCGUUCACACCGUGUCUAGGAAGACACGUUGACGAGUAAUAUCUUUCAUAAUGCAAAACUCUAUAAUCCCUGCACCGUAUUAGUGUUAGGCUAGUCUAAUCAUGCGACCACGAAUGGGGUGCAUGCAUGCAGGGCGCAUAAAUUGGGCGGGGUCCCAUAACUGUGGAAAAAGAAAAAGAAAUUCAGCAUCUUUACCCAUGUUGCUUUCUGCGCAAGUUUAAGGCACGAGAAUCGAUAUAGACAUGUUACU